Molecule: messenger RNA, 4674 nt
Organism: Thalassophryne amazonica
Lineage: Eukaryota; Metazoa; Chordata; Actinopteri; Batrachoidiformes; Batrachoididae
Gene: il1rapl1a
Product: interleukin 1 receptor accessory protein-like 1a
Exons: 12
Coding region: 362-2506 (714 amino acids)
Biological process (GO): signal transduction; negative regulation of exocytosis
Source: RefSeq, a predicted model, not a curated record
CGGCUCCACUCGUUUUAUAUCCAGAUUUUGUUUUUAAUCUCAGGCGAUUGUGUCCUUUUUGGUUUUUCCAUCUCUGCCCAUCAUUAGUUGGAGCGCGCCAAGUCACGCUGCGUAGGAGAGCGCUUGGCGCACUUCUUCCCCAAAGGACAGAGACAGUAUCUCCAUUAUUCUGUUUGGAUUAGAAAGGAGGACAGGCUGAAUGGACCUCGCUGAAACGUAGACUUUUACUGGCUUCCACAUAUUUUUUGGAAACGUGUUUUCUCUGCUGACUCGGAGUUGUGAUGUCCGACACCUUCACUGACUGACAAACGGCGUCGUACCAAUUUGGAAUCGAGUUGACGGCUGUGAGAACGAGGGGAAGAUGAGACCUCCCAGGCCUCUGCUGAUCAUGCUGUACGUCACGCUGUCCGAGAGUCUGAAGGUGGUCUCGAAAAGGGGCUCAGUGGACGGCUGUACGGAUUGGUCAGUCGACUACCUGAAGUAUCGGGUGCUGCAAGGCGAGCCGGUGCGGCUGAAGUGCGCUUUGUUUUACGGUUACAUCCGGGCCAACUACAGCCAGGCACAGAGCGUGGGCCUCAGUCUCAUGUGGUACCGCAGCUCCGGCCUCGGCCACAGCGACUUCGAGGAGCCCAUCUCUUUCGAUGGUGUGCGGAUGAGCAAGGAGGAGGAUGCCAUUUGGUUCCGUCCAGCUGACCUCCAGGAUGUGGGCCUCUACUCCUGUGUACUACGGAAUUCCACGUAUUGCAUGAAGGUUUCCAUGUCGCUGACUGUGGCGGAGAAUGACAUGAAUCUAUGCUACAACUCCAACAUGAGACGAGCGGAGAAAGCGGAGCUCAGCAAAAGUAAAGACAUCGUGUGUCCUGGACUGGACGACUACAUCGACCCCGGCAAGGAGCCACUCGUCACCUGGUACAAGGAGUGCCUUCCACAGCAGUGGCGUGCCAGCAUCAUCCAGAAGGGCGAUACCCUGUCAAUCCAGGAGGUCAGCGAAGACGACAUUGGGAAUUACACCUGUGAAAUCCAGUUUGGUGACUUUCUGGUGAGAAGGACGACUGAGCUAAUAGUCACCGCUCCUCUGACCGAUAAGCCGCCAAAGAUCCUGUUUCCUUCAGAAAACAAGAUUAACAACAUGGAGCUGCAGCUAGGAAGCCCUCUGAACCUGACCUGCCGGGCAUUUUUUGGCUACAGUGGCGAUGUCAGCCCGCUGAUCUACUGGAUGAAGGGAGAAAAGUUCAUCGAGGAUCUGGAUGAAGAGAGAGUCCAGGAGAGCGACAUCAAAAUUGUUAGGGAACACCUUGGCGAGCAGGAAGUGGCCAUUUCACUGACGAUCGAUUCCCUUGAAGAAGAGGACCUGGGAAAUUAUUCCUGUUACGUGGAGAACAGUAAUGGGCGCCACCAAGCCACCAUCCAGCUCUUCAGACGGGAGCUCAUGUACACCGUGGAGCUGGCAGGUGGGCUGGGAGCGAUCCUGCUACUCCUCAUCUUCCUCAUCUCCCUCUACAAGUGCUACAAGAUCGAGCUGAUGCUUUUCUACAGGAGACACUUUGGCAGCGAGGACGUAGACGGAGACAAUAAAGACUAUGACGCAUAUCUGUCCUACACCAAAGUGGACCCAGACCAGUGGAGUCAGGAGACGAAGGAGGAGGAACGCUUCGCCCUGGAGAUCCUCCCUGAUGUGCUGGAGAAACAUUACGGCUAUAAACUCUUUAUCCCAGAUCGAGACCUCAUUCCCACAGGGAGUCUCGCCAAUGAGCGUUACCAGGAUGACACACGGCUGCUUGGAGCCUACAUAGAGGACGUGGCACGCUGCGUAGACCAGAGCAAACGCCUCAUUAUAGUUAUGACACCAAACUACGUGGUGCGGCGGGGCUGGAGCAUUUUCGAGCUGGAGACGCGGCUGCGCAACAUGCUGGUGACCGGCGAGAUCAAGGUCAUUCUGAUUGAGUGUGCCGAGUUGCGUGGCAUCAUGAACUAUCAGGAAGUGGAAGCUCUCAAGCAUACCAUCAAAACCCUCACAGUCAUCAAGUGGCGCGGCCCCAAGAGCAACAAGCUCAACUCCAAGUUCUGGAAGCAGCUGCAGUACGAGAUGCCAUUCAGGCGCACAGAGCCCAUGCUCAGUCACGAGCCGGCACUGGACGUCAGCGAGCAGGGCCCCUUCGGAGAACUGCAGACCGUCUCGGCCAUCUCCAUGGCUGCAGCCACCUCCACUGCCAUGGCCACCGCCCACCCAGAGCUACGCUCCUCCUUCCACAACACCUACCACACCACCAUGAGGCAGAAACACUACUACCGCAGCUACGAGUAUGACAUACCCGCGGGAGGGACCCUGCCGCCACUGUCCUCUCUGGGAAACCAGCACACCUACUGCAACAUCCCGCUAACGCUGCUCAAUGGACAGAGGCCUCCUGGGAAAACCCGAGAACACAGCCUGGAGGAGGGGCAUGCUAACAACGCCAUGCUUCCUCUGCUGCCCAGAGAGACCAGCAUCUCGAGUGUCAUCUGGUAACGAGGAGAGACCGUACGUAGAGACUAAACGGGGAUCGGACGCACUUAGACCAGUCUUAAGCUGGCAUCUUUUCAGACCUGAUUAUGGUUGGGAUUAUAGAAAUGACUCUUUUCACUUACUGGCAGCAAACAAAAGACCUUCAUAAAGAUUUGGACAGUUUCCCUUGGUUUUAUUUUUGUUGCAUUUUUUUCAAGUGGACAGCGCCUAUUUCUUAACUACGGGACUGUUUCAUGACUGUUUUAUGAGCUAGCAAGACAUGGACGUGCAGAGAUGCCACAUGAAAAUGACAAACUGACACAUUUUGGCAUAUGUGCACACCCACACAAACACACUAUUGUGCAUACAGACAAAUUAAAGGAAAACAGGGUCUUGUACAUAUAUUUGAAAUUUAUUUGUAGCAUCAGUGUAUUCUUGUUUUAUUCUUUUAUUUGUUUUAUUCAGUCAUAUUUGUUGCCUUCUGUGCUGGGAUGGUCAUGCUAUUCAGAGAAUUUUCACAGCAAAUUUCUAUUUCAUUUCAGUCAAUGCAUUUGCUUGAGUCAUUUGGGCUAAUAUUUUGCUUUCAGUUCAGUUUGCCGUACUUUGGAUUCACUGUCUCGAUACUGCUAACUUCUUUGGAUAGAGAAGCAAAAAAUGUCCCAAACACAGGUGGCUAGCGUGGCAGCUAGCCAUGUCACAUAAUCCAAUUUUAUAAAAUACUGUCAUUCCAGUAUAAAUCAUCCCAAAAACAAAUCUUUGUAGUUUUCAGUCAUUUAUAAUAAUAAUAACAAUAAUAAUAAUAAUAAUAAUAAUAAAUGUGGAUAGUAAAAAAAACAUACCCUGCAAGUCAAGUUAAUUUAUUAUUCAGAUAGCAAGCUAGCUAGCUAGCAAGCUUAGCUAUAGUCACUGCGUGUAGCUAGCUAAAAAAAAAUGCUUGUUGAGCUUAUUUGCAAGCAAAUACUGUAUUCUGCUGCUAUAUGUUCAUCAGGUAAUAUUAGGCUGCUACCCAGUUUGUAGUUUUACUGAAAAAAAUAGCCCUGUGCCAUUGGAAUAUUUGUGUGUGUGAUGAUGAGCUCUGUGCUAAAAAUGCAAUACAGACACCAGGACCUGUUUGACAUCAUUAUUAUUCACCACGUUUCAAGUUUGAAAUUCACAUGGCAAAUUCCUAGUGUGACCAGGGCCUAAGCUUUUAUAUAGUUUUAAUGUUUACUGUUUCCCUUGCUUUUUUUUAUUCUUAUUAUUUUCAGUUUUGUUAUUUUUACACGCUUAUUCAGGAAGUUGGUUUGUCGCAUACCCGUGCCUGUUUUUGUUUGUUUUUUAUGUACAUUUUGUUUUAUUAUUAUUAUUAUUAUUAUUUUAUUUUGUGGAUUUUAAGAGAGCAUUUUUUAACACAUUUGAAAUUGCCUGAACAUUUCAGGAUUUGUUGAGCUGAAACUUCUUUUGGUUUACCUGUAAACGGUGUAUCUAAUUUAAAAGAAAACGAUCUUCAAAAAAAAAAAGUCAUAGAAUAUGCAAAAAGUAGGAGGAGCUGGCAACAAUAUCCUGUCCUGAGAGACGGAGAAGGAACAUCGGUUUGGGGACAGCGCCAGUCCACUCCAAUCAAACAGACUGACAGACGGCCGAUAUCUCUCUCUCUCUUUCUCUCUCUCUCUGUCUCUCUCUAAAGCUUCAUAUUUUGUAUUGAAACAAACGGCCUUGCUGUUUUAGAGUGUUAGUGAAAUGCCUCACCUUAAAAAGAAAUCUGUAGAUUAUUUUAAAAAGAAUUUCUAUUUUUAUAACAGAAAAGACUUUGCUUGAGAAGUCACACUUAUUUGCAUUUCAUUGUCCAUAAGAAGGGGUUUUUGUGUAUCAGUGUUACUGCUUUGCUAUGUGGGUAUCGGUUCGAUAAGAAAUUAAAGGUGGCUUUUGAAUUUGUCAUGAAAAAAAAUAUGUCCACUACUGUUCUAGAUGCAAAAGUAAUACAUUUUUUUUCAGUGUUUGGUUGGUUUUUUAACAAUGUUAUUAUUCCCAUCCUGCUCAUUAAUUUGGAUCAUAUGGAUAAUUAAUGUUUAAGAAAAGAAAUAAUUUGUUUUGAAAGACUUUUUAAUUAUAUUUGAAGGUGUGAUUUUUGAGUAUGCAUAGCAAAUAGAUAUGUAUUCUAUAUAUAAUAUAGAUAUUUAUAUAAAUAUAUAAACACAAUUUUCACUUGGAAA